Morchella importuna is the source of this 1572-nucleotide messenger RNA. RefSeq lists its product as uncharacterized. Gene Ontology annotation, biological process: carbohydrate transport; transmembrane transport. Gene Ontology annotation, cellular component: membrane. Bases 1 to 1572 code for a protein of 523 amino acids. The transcript is spliced from 5 exons. Gene Ontology annotation, molecular function: carbohydrate:proton symporter activity. The record is from RefSeq and is a predicted model, not a curated record. Lineage: Eukaryota; Fungi; Ascomycota; Pezizomycetes; Pezizales; Morchellaceae.
AUGGUUUCUGCAAAGGUGAACAACGUUUACGCCAUUUGCGCCUUCGCGGCCAUUGGUGGUGGGCUUUUCGGUUUCGAUAUUAGUAGUAUGUCCGGUGUGCUCGGAACAAAUGCAUACAAAAACUACUUUGACAAUCCUCAGGAUACUAGGCAAGGUGGAAUUACCUGUGCUAUGCCAGCUGGGUCUUUAGUUGGUGCUCUUGCAUCGGGUUUUCUAGGUGACAAAGUUGGCCGAAAAUGGGCCAUCCAAAUCGGCGGUAUUAUCUGGAUCAUUGGAUCAAUUAUUCAAGCUGCUUCUCAGAAUAUCGGCAUGCUCGUCGUCGGGCGUGUCAUCGCUGGUCUUUGCGUCGGUAUCACUUCUUCUCUUGUCCCAGUCUAUCAAGCCGAAAUCGCCCCCAAGGAGAUCCGUGGUCGCAUGGUUUCUCUCCAGCAAUGGGCUAUCACAUGGGGUAUCUUGAUUCAAUACUUUAUCCAGUACGGUGCUUCCUUCUAUGGUGGCGGCCCCGAGGACCCUCAUCAACCUAGCGCGGCUUUCCGUAUCCCAUGGGGUAUCCAGGCUAUCCCAGGAGCGCUCCUUGUUGCCGGUCUCUUCUUCUUCCCAGAAUCUCCGCGAUGGUUGGCCGACAAGGAUAGGUGGGAGGAUUCACUUCGCGUUCUCGCCGACGUUCACGGAGGUGGUGAUCUUAACCAUCCCAAGGUGCUCGCUGAAUACCAGGAGAUUGAAGAAGUCAUCCGUUUCGAGCGUGAAGAAGCAAUCUCAUCAUAUGCGGAGCUCACCAAGCCCCGUAUCCUCAAGCGUGUUGUUCUCGGCAUGUCGAUCCAGAUGUGGUCCCAGCUUUGCGGAAUGAACAUCAUGAUGUACUACAUCGUAUACGUUAUGGAGGGAGCCGGUAUCAAAGACCCCCUCCUCACUUCAUCAAUUCAGUACAUCAUCAACGUUGUCAUGACCAUUCCUGCAAUCAUGUGGAUGGACCGCUGGGGUCGUCGCCCCACACUUCUCCUGGGAUCUUUCGGGAUGAUGACUUGGUUGUUCAUCUCUGGCUCAAUCCAGGGUGCCUUUGGGGAGCCCGAAAACGACCCUUCAAAGGCCGUUACCUGGAAAAUGGUUGAUAAAGAAACUCAGUCUCGUGCUGUUGUUGCAUGCUCUUACCUCUUUGUUGCGACAUUCGCAAUUACAUGGGGUCCUGUCUCAUGGACAAUGCCUGCAGAAAUCUUCCCGAAUAAGGUCCGUUCAAAGGCUGUAUCUUUGUCAACCGCGUCAAAUUGGGCAUGGAACUGUGGUCUUGCCUUUGCAGUCCCUCCACUACUUAGAGCUAUCAACUGGAAGAUGUACAUGAUCUUCGGCGCCUUCAAUGGGUGUGCACUUGUACACAUGUUCCUUACCGCACCAGAGACUAAGGGCAAGACAUUGGAAGAGAUGGAUGAUGUCUUUGAUUCCGGUAUUCCAGUUUGGCGUCAACAACCUACUACAGGCUCUCGACUCGAUGCUAUCCAGAAGGAUAUUGAGCAAGGAAACCUUAAGGUCAAUAUUGGUCACAAAACCGAGGAGGUCAAACCUGAGAAGGAGACUUAA